AUUACCAUGUUCUUGUCUAAUUUAUGCAGAAAUUGAGAAAGGUUUCGCAAACUUCCAAGCACCAAUGUAUAUUCAGUGCUGUUUAAAAGUCUUAGACAGUCAAAUAAAAUGUUAAGGAUAUUUAUUUGGAUAGUACGUGCAUUUUGACUCAGAAAAAAACACAAUUUAACAUUAGAACAUAAGCAUAGUAAUAAUAAAAAUUAAAAUAAACAAGACUUCCUUCUAUUUUACAAAAAGUUACUGAUAUCUUCCUGGACGGCUAGAUGAACACCGCUUCAGUUCCCAAACCUCUCCUCAGGGGCACCUCAGCUGUUCCAUGUAUUCAUUAAAUUUCAUCACCAGCUCAAAUAAUUAAUUAAUUAGUUAAAUAACUUGAGGCCAAAUAAAGAGUCCAAAAAUUCAUGGGUGUUUUGGAUGGUCACUGCAAAUACUGUGGUGAUUAUAGGAGAGAUUUUGAAAUGGCUAAGCUGACACAACUUUGAUGGACAUAAUAUCACAGUUUUACACCAACAUGAAAAUCAUUUAAACAUCAUUUUCUUUGACUGUCUAAGACUUUUGCACAGUUCUGUGUAUUAAAUGAAGGGACAACCAGAGAAUUUCAGAGGAGUUUCCUAGAACUUCCUAAUGAACUCUUUUCAAGCUGUGCUGUUUCAUUCUAAUAUUUGAUUAAUGUUGUUGAUGUGUCUAGUGGUAUUUCAUCAGUGAGUGCCGGAGCAUAACCCAAAUGCGUUUUCUAAGCUUGGUAGGGAAAUUGCUGUUGUACCAUUGCAGUAAAAUAACUUGCUUUCGAAGAAACCUGUUGUUGUGGCUCUGCUGGUCUGAGAAGAGGUUUCAUGCCCAAAAUGUGUAUUUGUAGUCUUUAUAUUUCCAAAGUUCAGAUUAAUGCCUCUGGAAAACAUGGGUUUGCACAAAUAAGUGAGGCAAUAGUACUGAUACAAUAUUAGAAAAAUAUAUGGUAUUUCUCUUUAUUGGUAUAGGAUGUAAACAGCAUGUUUAUUAUACAAUUGCUAAUUAUACUUUUAUUGCAUGCACAAAAUAUACAUUUUAAUACAAUUCAUCACUUUUACUUUACAUGAAUAUGUCAUGUCAUUUUUGGGUUACACAGGGAAAUUUCGCAUGGACUCUUUUGUAAGGCUUGUGAAAUAUUUUGCAAAGUUGGAACUUCUCAAAAAGCGGGUAAAGGCAAUUCUACUGGGUGAAACAAUGAGGAAGCUUAGCUGUGGAUUCUGAAUAUGAAUAUUGUCAAAUGUGAUUAUGGAAUGAAAAAACAAGGCAUCAGGAACCACAGACCAUAAAUUCUAAAAAGUGCCGCUAUCUGGCUGUAGCUGCAGUCUGGCACCUACUUUCAGAAACACAUAACAACAGCAAAUCAAGUAUGGCAGCCAUUAUUUGGACCGUUGCCAGUUUCCUCAUUAUAACAAUGAAAAGCUUAGCUGUAAAUCAUAAAAAGGAAGAAUUUGAGCUCUGUGUUACUCACAGUUAUGGAAGAAAAGAUCUAUCCAACCACAAUCUCACUGAAGUUCCAACCGGAUUAUCUCUGAAUACCCAGUACCUGGAUCUCUCCCACAACAAACUCUCGAGACUUGAGAGCGAUGCUCUGGUCGGUUUUCCUCAACUCUGUUUUCUGAAACUGAACAAUAACACGAUUCAGUACAUCUCCCCCAUGGCCUUCUUGCAUAGCAGCGGAAUAAAGGUGCUUAGCAUCUCAAAUAACCUUCUGACAACUAUCCCAGACCUCUCGCUGCCUCAUCUCCGGAUUCUGGACAUGUCAGGCAACCUGUUUUCCAGCUACAAGCUUGGAAGCUCCUUCGCAAACCUUACAAACCUAACGGUCCUCAUGCUUGGGGGGCCAAAUAUCAAAGAAAUAAAAUUAGGGGACUUUGCAUGCCUGAGCAAUACAUCAUUAAAUCAUCUCAGCCUUGACUCUGAUCUACAACAAUAUGAAUCAGGUGCUCUUGCACAGAUACAAAGCUUGCAAGAAAUAACCCUCAUCAUGUCCUUCUGCCAACGUUUUGACAUGUUUAAGGCCAUUGCGAUGGACUUAAACCAAACUGAAACUACAGCUAUAAGGCUAAAUCCGUUCCUUCCUAGGUACUGUCAGAUUUCCAGUGAUCCUUUUGAAGGCUUCAAAGGAGCUCAGUUCCUCCGCCGCAUAAUAUUUGUGGACAGCUGGUUUAAUACUUCUGUUAUGGUAAAGCUUUUGGAAAAUGUAUUCCAGUCUACCCUUGAAGAACUGUCAUUUAUUGACAUUGUGUACUAUGAAGACACUGCUGAUGGAGUUCAAUUCUACCCAACGCAUAACCAAACAGUUCACCUGAGAUCGCUUUCCUUCAAUGGGGUGCGACACCUCCAGUACAGUUACCCAAAAAUCAACAUUAGCGUCACCUAUUUUUCCCAGUUGGCCUAUCUGAAGUUCUCUGGCACUGGAAUGAAUAUUUCCCCAUGCAACUUAAUUUCUGACAUACCAUCACUAAUGAUGUUGGAUUUAUCCAAUAAUCUGCUUUCGGAUGAUGGGUUCUGGUGGCCUGCUUGUUCUUACACUAAAGUCUUUCCUGCACUGAGACAGCUGUGGCUGAGCCACAAUAGGUUUGUUUACCUGUCAUUCAUCUCUAGAAAGACUCAGCAGAUGAUGGCCCUCGAAUCGUUGGAUUUGAGCUUUAAUUCCAUUCAGCUGGAUGGGGAGUGUUCCUGGCCUACGCACCUGAUAGAACUGAGCCUGAGCAACAACAACCUCGGUAACGGCGUGUUCAGCUACCUGUCACCCCACUUCAGAAGGAUCAAUUUGUCAAAAACGGGCAUAACUGCCAUUACCCAAAAGGACCUCUCGUCCUUCCCGAAUCUAACUCAUCUCAUUUUGAGCUCCAACGGUAUACAAGUGCUUCCAAUGGAUCUCCACAUCCCAACUCUGCUCAGUCUGCACGUGGAUCAGAAUGCAAUUACUUCCAUAAGCCAGGAACCAAUACUUGGCUUGCCCAGGCUGCGGCAUCUUAAGGCAGGCAAAAACCCAUUCAGUUGUAGCUGUGAGUCAUACUGGUUCGUCACCUCACUUAGUAAAUCUCUUCUCCCUGAUUGGCCUGUGGAUUAUACCUGCAGUACGCCUCCAUCCUUUGCUGGGGCGUCUCUGGAGGAAUACAAGCCGACUAAACCUUCCUGCUUACCAUGGCUCCAAGCAAGUAUUGCGGUUCCAGUGGUUUUUAUCCUUGUAGCAUCUUUCAGCAUCACCUUCUAUGCCUGCGAUGGAAUCUGGUAUACUAAAAUGUUGUGGGUGUGGAUCUGGGUGAAGAGGAGGGGCCACAAGGGGGCAGGGCGGCUGCAGAACACAUCAAUCAGGUACCACGCCUUCAUCUCAUACAGCCAGCAUGACUCGACGUGGGUGGACAGCCAGCUGGUGCCCAGGCUGGAGAACGUUGGCCUGUCCCUCUGCGUCCAUGAAAGGGAUUUUGUACCAGGCAGGUGGAUUGUGGACAACAUCAUCAGCUGCGUCGAGGACAGCUACAAGACACUCUUUGUGCUUUCACAAAAUUUUGUCCAAAGCGAGUGGUGCACCUACGAGCUCUUUUUUGCCCAACACCGGGCCAUCAGCAUCCAAGACGAUUCAUUGGUCUUUAUUUUACUAGAGCCAAUCCCCGCCAGCUCCCUCCCAAAAAAAUUCCUGAAGCUGAGGGCAUUGCUCCGCAAGCAGACCUACCUGGAGUGGCCCAAGGACGAACGCAAGCAGCAGGUCUUCUGGGCCAGCUUGAGGGCAAUGCUUCAUGGAGCAGAUAAACACAUAGCCAUCAAGAAAGUGGCAACGGACAUUUUGGAUACCUUGCCACUUAUUGCAGAUCAGUGACAGAGAGCAGAUCCAUGAGCUGAAUAGAUCUGCUCAAGAAUUAUGGCAUGAGAUUGUGCUUUUGUCUUUUAGGAAAAAUUCAAAUUUAGCAGUAUUUCUUGCAGAUAUUAGCAGUACCAGUCUAACCUAGUCUUUUGAUUUUGCAACAAUGCACUUUCACGAAGAAUUAAAAAUUAUUAGUAUCCAAUGGUUAAGUCUGAGAUUGUAGAAAAAUCUAUGAUAUACAAGCACUUUAAACCAGUAUUAAAUAUUAAUAUUCAAUCAAAUAUUACUAUUAAAUCAAAACUAAAUAUUUUGAAAAAUGAAUAGGGAUAAAAAGGAUUUAAAGGUUUCUAUUCUAUACCGUUGUGUUUUGUCACAGAAAAGCACUGGUGUGAGACUUAAAAGAGUGACCAGAUGGAUGUUUUUAGAUUCAGUACAUCCAUCUUCCACAACCACUUACUGAGAGUACAGUCUCACUUUGAGCCUGGGGCCUGUCUCAGGCAGAGCUGGGCGUGUGACUUUCUGGAAAGAAUGUCAAUGCACAUGCACACAUGCAGACAACUACAUGCACACACACACACACACACACACACACACACACACACACACACACAUACACAUGCAGACAUACACACAGAUACACACCUGCACACACACACACACACACACACACACACACACAGACACACACAUGCAUACACACCCACACAGAGUUCAUAUAUUCUUAACUCUGUGGGGGCUUUCCAUUCAUUUCUAUGCGCAUAACUCCGAACUAUGACGAUCUUAACCCCCACCCAGCCCUAACCUUAACCAUAAGUAACCAACCAAACAAAAUACACUAGUCUUGGCUAUUUUAGUUUUUUUUUUUAUUGCAUUCACAUAAAAUUGAGGUUUGCAUUCUGGGGACCUGAAUAAUGUCCAUGCAAGCGAAAAAAUAACAGGUUUUACCAAAUUGUGGGUAUAAAACCGCACGCACACAUAGGCAGAGUUAGCGGUACAUACGCUGUUAGUCACGGAGCCGCCAUGCGCUAACAGGUUCAGGACGUAAAAACCAAAAAAGUACAUCUUUGAUUUUUUUUAAGACCUUCCAAGAGACAAUACGUUUUUUGUUUAUUUUUAGAGGUUGUUUUAUGCAAAAGGAUGUUCUUGUAAAUAUUGUUAAAUAUUGUUAAAUUGUUAAAGUAUUUAGCACAUUACGCACUAUGAGUGACAUGAAUUUACAUUUUAUUCAUGCGAUGUGAUGGAUGUCUUAAACCUUUUCAAUGUGUUAUUCAAGUUUUUUUUAUUUUUUAGUUUUUGACCCACCCAAGAUAAAAAUCCAGCAUAGUUGUUUAGCAAUAUGCAAUAUAUCGAUUUAAUAAAUGUGGUGUGUUUCACUGGAAUUCCUUUUUAAAAAAAUAUAUUUGUUUUUGUGCUUUUAAUAUGAGAAACAUUGUUUGACAGUGAAUUGCUGUCUUACAGUAGCUAGUCGACGCUUUUCAUUAAAAUGUAUUACUAUUUGAAUGAGUAGUAUGACGAUACAUAACAAUACUUCGAUAUACGCUAUUCACGGAUUCAAUUAAUUACUAACUUUUCACCCUGACGAAGGUUGCAGUUUACCCGUAAUAUCGCGAUAUGUCUCCAUCUACUGCUAUCACCCAGUAAUUUGUAUAUGGAAUUUUAAGAGGACUGUACUUACUUUAUGUAUUUUCUUACAAAUAAGAAAUAUGAUUUAUAUCAACAUAUUAGCUACUUGUUAAUAAAUGUUUAAUAGGC
Molecule: messenger RNA, 5569 nt
Organism: Brienomyrus brachyistius
Lineage: Eukaryota; Metazoa; Chordata; Actinopteri; Osteoglossiformes; Mormyridae
Product: toll-like receptor 2 type-2
Exons: 2
Coding region: 1376-3832 (818 amino acids)
Biological process (GO): toll-like receptor signaling pathway; inflammatory response; immune response
Cellular component (GO): membrane
Molecular function (GO): transmembrane signaling receptor activity; protein binding
Source: RefSeq, a predicted model, not a curated record